This is a messenger RNA of Oreochromis aureus, 1188 nucleotides long. RefSeq names its product golgi SNAP receptor complex member 2 (gene gosr2). Gene Ontology annotation, molecular function: SNAP receptor activity; SNARE binding. Bases 163 to 801 code for a protein of 212 amino acids. NCBI's taxonomy places the organism in Eukaryota, Metazoa, Chordata, Actinopteri, Cichliformes, Cichlidae. The transcript is spliced from 6 exons. The record is from RefSeq and is a predicted model, not a curated record. Gene Ontology annotation, cellular component: SNARE complex; ER to Golgi transport vesicle membrane; late endosome membrane. Gene Ontology annotation, biological process: intra-Golgi vesicle-mediated transport; vesicle fusion.
UCCGGUUUCCUAUUUCCGUACACAAAAGCUCCGCUGAUGACGUGUAAACUCCUGUAACGUUAGCUACCAAGCUAACUGAGCUGCUUGUCACAAUUAAAACUAUUAUAACAAAAUUACGCGAUAAAGUAAAGGGAGGGCGAAGCGUUUCUUAGAUCGGGAAAAAUGGAGACGCUUUACCACCAGACCAACAAGCAAAUCCAGGAGGUUCAGUCUCUAAUGGGAAAUCUGGAAAAGACAGACCGCCAGUCAGUUCACUUGUUAGAAAACGAACUGCAAGCUAGAAUCGACCAGAUCUUCAAUCAUUUAGAACGCCUUGAGAUCCUGGCCAGCAAGGAACCGCCAAACCGCCGCCAGAAUGCCAAAUUACGAGUGGACCAGCUCAAGUAUGAUGUCCAGCACCUGCGGAGUGCCCUGCAAAAUUUCCAGCACAGACGCUAUGCCAGAGAGGCCCAGGAGAGAGAGAGGGAGGAACUCAUGAGCCGCACAUUCACGACAAAUGACGCAGAUACCUCCAUCCCCAUAGAUGAGACCCUACAGUUUAACUCCAACUUGCACAACGCACACAGAGGCAUGGAUGACCUCCUGGGCAGUGGCAGCAGCAUCCUUAAUGGUCUCAGAGAUCAGAGAUCUACGCUGAAGGGAACUCAUAAGAAGAUGCUGGAUGUGGCUAACAUGUUGGGGCUGUCAAACACAGUGAUGAGACUUAUAGAAAGGCGAGCCACCCAAGAUAAGUUCAUCAUGAUUGGAGGCAUGCUGCUGACCUGCGUCUUCAUGUUCCUGGUAAUCAGAUACCUGGGCUGACCUCCAACUAUCCACAAGGGCGGCUUUUUGAUCAGUCGUGGACAUUUCUGCAGCACAUCGUCCCUAAUGAUAUGAAUUUCUAACAUUAAAACAAACUUCAUAAGCUGUUCCCUUAUAUUUAGUUUUCUUUUAAUGGCUUUCCAUCAUGUUUAUUGAUAAAAUGGUGAAGUUGCAAAGACCUUAAACUAUGGACAGUAUUUUCAAACCAUGUGAAGCUCAGUGUGCCGCUUUCCAUUUUUACCAAAACCACUUUGAAACUGUAAAUUUCUCCUGUGACUUUACACAGAUGGUUUCUUAUAAAUACUUAACUGUUCCUCACGUUGCCAUCAGUGUUAGUGUUCUUCCGCCUUGAUAAACAUGGUUUAUAAAGAAAUAGCAGUACGGAAA